CCUGCUCUCCCUCCCCGGGGCCGCAGGAGAAACAGUGCCCUCUCCCUUCUUGACCCCUGGCCCUUCCCCACCGCCUCCGGUCUCGCCGCCGUUGCUUCUGGCGCCGCCGCUCCCGUAGGAGCUCCGUCCACGGUGAUGGGGUCUCGGGCCUCCACGUUACUGCGGGACGAGGAGCUCGAGGAGAUCAAGAAGGAGACCGGCUUUUCCCACAGUCAGAUCACACGCCUGUACAGCCGCUUCACCAGCCUGGACAAAGGGGAGAACGGGACUCUCAGCCGGGAAGAUUUUCAGAGGAUUCCAGAACUUGCCAUCAACCCACUGGGGGACCGGAUUAUCAAUGCCUUCUUCUCAGAGGGGGAGGACCAGGUAAACUUCCGAGGAUUCAUGAGAACUUUGGCUCAUUUCCGACCCAUUGAGGAUAACGAAAAGAGCAAAGAUGUGAAUGGACCUGAGCCACUCAACAGCCGGAGCAACAAACUGCACUUUGCUUUUAGACUAUAUGAUCUGGAUAAAGAUGACAAGAUCUCCCGUGAUGAGCUGUUACAGGUACUGCGGAUGAUGGUCGGAGUGAAUAUCUCAGAUGAGCAGCUGGGCAGCAUUGCAGACAGGACCAUCCAGGAGGCUGAUCAAGAUGGGGAUAGUGCCAUAUCUUUCACAGAGUUUGUUAAGGUUUUGGAGAAGGUGGAUGUAGAACAGAAAAUGAGCAUCCGAUUUCUUCACUAAAGGACAGAGACCAAAUUAUUCUUGCUUUCUCAUAUUUAAGAACUGGAACUUCCUGCUGUCCUCCAGCCCCACCCCCAGCCUGUCAUCCCCUCCCAGAAUAUUGCUGCUCUUGCAUGACAACCUGAAGUCUCUCCUGUUCACACAAACUUGCCUUUUGUGUAUAAACAGGGCGUUACAGAAUGGUACCCUCUGUUUAUUUCUGUUCAGUAUCCACCCAUCAGGUCUCUAUUUGUAAGUACCAUUUUCCCCUGUUUUGCUGCUGAGUGCCAUGCAUCCAUCUUGUCUGAGGAAAUGAGACAGGGACUCAUGUCAAGAACCGGCCAGCAAAGCUUGAACUGGAUGGGGACCAUGUCCUUGCUGCCUUCCCUUCAUCAAGCCUCCAUCAUAUUCCUGUGUCUUCCUACCUUGCUAUCACUCGACCUUCUGUGCAUUCAGUCUUUCAGCCUCCCUCCUUUCAUUGAGAUUCCCUGCAUUCUGCUUGACUCCAGGCUCUGCUGUCGAGCCUGUUUCUGAUGUGGCAGGAUGGCAGGUGGCUGCUGGCUUACAUCUGCCGUCUCCUGAUUGUGUCUCUGGGACAUUGCUACCCAGGAGCUUUUCAGCAGCCAGGGGUACUCUUGGAAGCAUGCGACUCUCUUCUUCCCCUGUUUUGCUCUGUCAUCACAGGGGUUAUGAGCAGAGUUGUUCUUGAAAGGUGGUCAUGGAAGGCUUGUAGAGCCAUGUCUCCUAGGUGACUUCCCCAGGUCUCUCUACCUCUGACUUUUUAUUUUCAGCAUAUGUAUUUGGCUUCUCUGAGUACAUUGUUGACAUUCAGAAAACAGUCUUAUGCCUGCCAUUUUGCUUCUCUCUGGGACGCUGUCACCCCCAAGUGUCUGUCCUAACAAUGUGGUAGGGGCUCGGCCUGUUGAGAGCUGUCCACAUUUGCUCUGCAGAUGCCUCAGUGUUUGUACACUGGAAGAUUCUUCACAUUUCCAAACAGAAAGACUAGUGCUAUGGAAGUGCCUGACUUAUCUCAGUCCUGAAGAAUUAGAUUGUCCUCAGUGUCUUAAAGUUUUGCACAAAAUUCUGAAUGAAUUGUAUACUUGGCAAAUUUUAAUGCUGGCAGGUGUCUAGUCAGUUUACAAUCCUGGUCCAGGCAUGGAGUGUGUUGUCUCAUGAGCUUCCUAGUCACAGGCCCUUCGUAGCUCCUUGUAUACACCACACAGAUCCUUUAGAAGCAUGGAGCCUGGCAGUGGUGGCACCAGCUGAGGUGACAUUAUAGGUCUUUGAGUGACCCAGUUCAACUUCUCUGACAGUGUCAGCUUGGCUUACACUUCACUAAAUCGGGCUGCUUCUGUUCUACGUCCCUGUGAAUCUGCUCUGUUGUUGGCUUGCUUGCUUGCUUUGUUGCUUUGGAAGGCUACCCAAGAUAUGUAAGCAAUUCCUUAGGAAAGAAAUUGCUAUUAAAUCCCAACCAGAAACACUGCAUAAAGGAUGGGUAAAGAUGAGGAACAGGGGACUGGCCAGGAUGGAUGGCUGGAGUCUACAUGAAUUGGGGAAUUUUCUCUGAAAUAUCUGUCAGACUUUGUGAUCAAAUGAUGUACUAUAAGAAUUGUAUAAAAGGGAAGAUUGUCUGAUACUGAUCUGUUUGAGAAGUACUUCAGUGGCUUCUUGAUUUUCAUAUUUAAUGUUUCUAAAAUUAUACCCCCCUUGGCUGUAUAGCAAACUGUUUUAAUCCACAGUUGUGCCUUAUUGUCCCAUUAAAAUUGUAUUCCUCAAUCCAUCAAUAAAUUAAUUGAACAGAAGAA
Molecule: messenger RNA, 2507 nt
Organism: Psammomys obesus (fat sand rat)
Lineage: Eukaryota; Metazoa; Chordata; Mammalia; Rodentia; Muridae
Gene: Chp1
Product: calcineurin like EF-hand protein 1
Exons: 7
Coding region: 136-723 (195 amino acids)
Molecular function (GO): calcium ion binding
Source: RefSeq, a predicted model, not a curated record